AUGCCAGCAUGGCAAUGGCUUAAGGCCUCAACUUCCACUGAAUUUCACUUCGCUCUGACCGCCAAAAUGGUUGAUCACCAAACUCGAAGUGAAGCUCAAUUAUUGUCCAGGUCUCAUCGUGGGCCCCAAGUGGUUUCUAAAACGGGAUGAGACGACUUCGACACCUCGAAAAAUUUGACGCUGUUUUCUCUCCAUCAGUUGUUGUCCUCGUUGAAUUGUGGACAAAACGGAAGGUUAGAGUCAGAGCUACGUGACAAACUAGUCCCAGUUCGACCCGGCCGAAAAAGAGCCCAAAUGAAUAGCAAUAGAAGCACCGGCCGGUUGGUCGGCCAAGCGGGGGACACCAAUUUCUCCAUUCCUCAUCAUCUGCCGACCGCCAUAGUGACCACUUGGAAGAGGAGAUGUCAGUCGGCUCUGACCAGACCUCUCCGAGCCUACCCGCCCCCUGCAACAAAUCGAGAGUGUAGACUCUGCGGGUAG
Protopolystoma xenopodis is the source of this 480-nucleotide messenger RNA. The record is from the annotation of a GenBank genome assembly. Lineage: Eukaryota; Metazoa; Platyhelminthes; Monogenea; Polystomatidea; Polystomatidae.